Colletotrichum gloeosporioides is the source of this 1641-nucleotide messenger RNA. RefSeq lists its product as uncharacterized. The record is from RefSeq and is a predicted model, not a curated record. Bases 1 to 1641 code for a protein of 546 amino acids. NCBI's taxonomy places the organism in Eukaryota, Fungi, Ascomycota, Sordariomycetes, Glomerellales, Glomerellaceae. The transcript is spliced from 4 exons.
AUGUCUUUCCGAGACGUCGAACCGAAAGUGAUUUACGACUUCUUGGGGGAAAGGCGGUCAUCUCCGGGCCCAGGCCUCUUCAAUACAUACUUCGCAGACGCGCUCUGGUCCCAGCGCUUCGAAGACUCCCACAGCUCGUCCGGGACUUCUCUGAGCGACCCUCACUCUUCGGAAGACAUGCUCCCCCCACCCUCGCCGCCGUCUGAAGGUUCCCAUGGCACCCUUGACGAUGCCUCCUCGGCGGCUACACCGGAGCCUCCGCUGUCCAGCUCCCCACCCUUUGAGGAAGUCCGGAUCGAUCAGUCGGCACGGGCCGCAGAUCUCGUUGACCUUCGUCAGGGUGAUGACAAGUUCACAACCCCCACCUACAUCACCCAGCAGUUCUUGCCCAGACCAACGAAGCUCAUCAUCGCCGACAAGCCCAAGUCCAGGUCCAGGGUUGUACAGGAUGUUGACAAGACCAACCAAGUUAGAGGCACCGGCGCAUGCAACAGGUGCCGUCUUGGAAAGGUCCCCUGCAGUGUCUCUGGUACCUGCCCUGCUUGUGUCAAGGCCUGCCCUCUGGCUCCUGAAGUUUGCUGCAUGCGCAAAGACAUGACAUCAACUGCCAGAGAUCAUUCUUCCAAACGAUUCUCGGGCUUGGUUCGAAAGGAAGACAACAUUGUCAAAGACACACUUUGCAGGGCGUGCCCAGAGUUUGGAAAUGACCUCUUCGAAGGGCAGAUCUUUCUCGACCGCAACUGCUCAGGCUUUGGGCUUCAGGCUCACCUUAGAAAUUACAAGUGCAUGGGCCCUGGCAAUCAGAUUGCUCACAGCGGUUGUACUUUUUCUAAGACUGAUCUUCAACCGGCUCUGUCUCAGCAACAUUUAGUCGCGCUAGCUGGACAGUCGCUCUCCCAAGAAGAUCUCCAGACUUUCGAGGGUGCCAUUGAGUCUUUCAUUGGAUUCUAUACCGCGCCUCAUCACUACGGUGCUCGUCAGCGUCCCCAGUUUGCCCUCCUUGAGAAGCUACGUACCUUCAAGGCAGCGUAUAGAAUCUGCCGUUCUGAGAAACUAUGGUUCCUGCAAAAAGACAAGGGUGUCGUAGAGCUUCCUUUGCCAGCGCAGGCGGAGCUCCGCGGUGUUGCCCGCUCGGCGCUCGACUCGUCAGAGAGAGACAUCCACAGCGAGCUCGACAAGUACCUCAAGACCCCAAAGAUCCCAGACCAAGACAAGCCAGUCGUAUGGGCCGCCCUGUGGCAGCUGAUGUUUGUCUACCGCGACCUCCUGCGAGGGGUGCGGCCCUUGCACAACAGCGCCGAGGCCCUCUUCAACGCGGUCGCCGUGUUCUACGCGACCAUGUUCCGCACCACUGCGGCGCUGAAGUGCUUGGACAGCGUUCAGGCUUGCUGGCUGCCGAAUGAUGCGCAGAGCCGUGAGCUGGCUGGGGCGUUUUCCUAUGCUUUGAGCCUGCGCGAUACCUUCUAUCAAAGCAUCGUUGCAGGAGUUCACGCCGUUGACCAAAGUCUCAAGAUUCUGGUCGUGGAUCCUGAGAUGAAGGUACUGAAGCGAAGGCCGGCCACGGCCAGGAAAUCUACCGGUGUCAAGCGGGGUGCCGCUCAUGUACAUGAUGAUGAGGAUGAGACUAUGGGUGGUUGCUGA